This is a messenger RNA of Triticum dicoccoides, 1408 nucleotides long. RefSeq lists its product as uncharacterized. NCBI's taxonomy places the organism in Eukaryota, Viridiplantae, Streptophyta, Magnoliopsida, Poales, Poaceae. The record is from RefSeq and is a predicted model, not a curated record. The coding region runs from base 183 to 1142 and encodes 319 amino acids. The transcript is spliced from 9 exons. Gene Ontology annotation, molecular function: protein binding.
GUCCAGCCGCGCCUCCCUGCCCACGCCCCUCCCUGCGCACAGCCGUGCCCCUGCCGCCGGCCGGAAGCCUGGCGCCCCUGCCCUCGCCCCCCUGCAAGUUUGGCGGCAGCCACUGCCGCUCAGUCACCACACCAGCCUCCGGAAUUGAAGAGGUGAAUGAAGCUGAUAUAAUUGAUAUCUUCAUGGCAAUGCAAAAACGUAGGCCAGAAACAGUCUUUUUGAAUUUCUCAAGACCACCCUGUCAUCCCCUCUGCAGCCGGGCUCACGGAGAAGGGCGUCACCCCGCCAUGAUCGCCGCAUCGGCGCGGCGGGUCGCUGCCGCCGCCGCUUCGUCUUCCCCGUCCGGCCAUGUCUCCCAGCUGGCCUCGACGCUGAAUCACCAGAGAUGGAUUCACGACCGGAACAAGAAGGCAAUGGAGUUGGUGGCCAAGGGUUGGAGCGCCCUACAGGAGGUCGAUCGCGUCAUCGACUUCGCCGACCGCAACGACAAGCGACUAAUCCCACUUCUCAGGGACGCAAAGGAGAACUUUGAGCUGGCUCUAGAGAUCGACAAUAUGAAUACUCACGCGAGAUGUUGGCUGGCCAAGAUGCAUUUCAAGUACCAUGUUCCCGGGGCGUGCAAGGCAAUUGGUGCUGCUUUGCUUGUUGAAGCUGCGAACAUGGGUGAUCCAGAGGCACAGUAUGAACUUGGAUGUCGGCUAAGAGUUGAGAAUGAUCAUGUUCAGUCUGAUCAACAGGCCUUUCAUUAUAUAGAGAAAGCUGUUGACCAGUUGCAUCCUGGUGCUUUGUAUCUUCUUGGUGCUGUAUAUAUAACUGGGGAUUGCGUUAAGAGGGACAUAGCUUCAGCUAUGUGGUGUUUCCAUAGAGCUUCAGAAAAGGUAACUCCAGGCCUAUCUGUUUAUGCUUACCGUGUGGUUGUUUCAGGUGCUGAAGUGCCUGAAGUCAUUACCAGGUUCAACUCAGGCAAGAGUCCGUCAACUGGGAAGGUGCGAAAAAGGACCAUACAGCAGGACCCAGUAAAGCUGGCAAAGGAGCAGUUCCAGAUAGCAGCUGAGUCUGGAUCUGACCUCGGUUUACGGUGGUUGAAGAGGCUUGGAGAUUACGAAAAACAGCCCGAAGAGCUAAAGCAAAUCCAGCAAUGACCUCCAGCGAAAGAAUACCGCUGCAUUCGGCAAUUAGGCCCAAUUCUUUUGAACAGAUUGUGAAGAAUCUCGUCCUGGAAAAUCCUGAGCGAAAAGAACUUGAUUUGCCUUCCAAAAUCUCGAGCGGAUUCUGCAGAAUCCUAGUGCAAUUCAAAAUCCUCGAAAAACAUAGAUUUUCACAGAAUCCCAGGAUUCUGGUAAGUCCCACCAAAGAAAACGUUUCGGAUAUGAGAGUACCCCUAUUGGAGGAAUAAUUUACAGCCAAA